UACACUAGUGUUUGGCUUGAGCGGCUCAGCUCCUACAACUCCGUUCCCAGCGCACCUUUCGUCGAGCACCUGGCAAUGGCGGCUUCCUCCCCGUCCGCCACCUCUCAGAUGCGCCUAAGCCCUCUCCGUCCUUAUUAAAGACCACCGCCGCCGCCGCUUUCCUUCUAUCCAACUCCCGCAAAUCCCUACCUACCCCGCGCGCGUUCGCUCGCUUGCGCCCGAACUGCCCGCAUCUCUCGCGGACACAGACCCCCGUUCCGGUCCUUGCCUCUGCCGUUUCGUGGCUAGUGGAUGCCCCUGCCCUUCCCCUCCCGCGAAUCCAGGUGAUUCGCAUCACCUUCGCGUCGUCAGGAUCCAGUUCGUGCGCAAUGUCGGCAGUGGCGCCACCGCUGCGCACUUGGAUCGUCGCCGCCUGCUUGUCUGCAACCUGCGUCGCAGACGAUGAAAGGAAGCAGCGCAACUACAUCGGCGGCGGGCUUUUCGGCACGCGCCGCCAGCCUGCUGCGCGCCGCCGAGGCGGGACACGCUCUGGAGUGCCCAUUGCUGUUUCCUUUCAUCCUGAAAGAGGAGCUGUGGAAAACAACAAAUCUGAAACCAAACAACGGAGGGUAGUUGUCACUGGCAUGGGUGUCGUGACUCCGUUAGGCCAUGAGCCUGAUGAGUUUUACAACAACCUUCUACAGGGUCUCAGUGGAAUAAGUGAGAUAGAAGCAUUUGACUGUUCCAGCUAUCCCACGAGAAUUGCUGGAGAAAUCAAAUCCUUUUCAACAGAUGGUUGGGUUGCACCAAAGUUAGCUAAGCGAAUGGAUAAGUUCAUGCAAUAUUUGAUAGUUGCUGGUAAGAAAGCAUUGGAAAAUGGUGGAGUCACUGAAGAUAUCAUGAACGAGUUGGACAAAUCGAGAUGUGGAGUUCUAAUUGGAUCUGGUAUGGGUGGCAUGAAGGUUUUUAGUGAUGCAAUUGAAGCAUUGAGGGUCUCCUACAGGAAGAUGAACCCAUUUUGUGUACCUUUUGCAACUACAAACAUGGGUUCUGCAAUACUUGCGAUGGAUCUGGGCUGGAUGGGCCCAAACUACUCUAUCUCUACUGCUUGUGCCACUAGUAACUUCUGCAUCCUGAGUGCAGCCAAUCAUAUCAUGAGGGGGGAAACUGAUUUGAUGCUGUGUGGUGGUUCUGAUGCUCCAAUUAUACCAAUUGGAUUGGGAGGUUUUGUGGCAUGUAGAGCUCUUUCACAGAGAAAUAGUGAUCCAACAAAAGCUUCUCGGCCUUGGGACAUGGAUCGUGAUGGGUUUGUCAUGGGAGAAGGGGCUGGUGUGCUUCUUUUGGAAGAACUUGAGCAUGCAAAGCAAAGAGGUGCAGAAAUAUAUGCAGAAUUUCUGGGUGGAAGCUUUACGUGUGAUGCAUAUCAUAUGACGGAACCACAUCCUGAAGGGAAGGGGGUUAUUCUUUGUGUUGAAAAUGCACUAGCUGAUGCAGGAGUAACAAGGCAAGACAUUAACUAUGUAAAUGCCCAUGCUACAUCUACACAGUUGGGUGAUUUGAAGGAAUUCCAAGCUCUUUGCCGCUGUUUUGGGCAGAAUCCUCAGCUAAGAGUAAACUCAACAAAGUCGAUGACUGGCCACUUGCUAGGUGCUGCAGGUGGAAUAGAAGCUGUAGCUGUUAUACAAGCUAUAAGAACUGGUUGGAUCCAUCCGAAUAUCAAUCUAGACAAUCCGGACAAAAAUGUGGAUGUCAACUUGCUGGUGGGAUCACAAAAGGAGAGAUGUGAUGUGAAAGUCGCAUUGUCGAAUUCAUUUGGAUUCGGUGGGCACAAUUCAUCAAUUUUAUUUGCGCCCUUUUGAGCUCUGUUGGUGUGGUAGCUUAUGGUACGAUUGUGUCGCGGAACUGGAAUUUUCACAAAGCUCAGCAAGACAGCAACAUUUCACAAGCCACAAAUUUGUAAUGGGAAUCCAACUCAGUAGAAUAUAUUGCUACAUAGGUGAGCAAAGAAAGCAAUUAAGUUUCUUUUGUAUUGCAAAAGCAAAUAUAUCCCAUGCAAGGGUGUCCAUUCAGAAGUUAAUCAAGACGUUGCACAUGCACUUUGGUCCAUCCAAUUUUUGUACCAGAUGUUAUUUGAUUCGUCCUAUGGGACUUUACUGGGCCCGGUAUGUUUUCAUCUCGCUGUUUUACCAGGCAGAGAAUGCUUGCUGA
This is a messenger RNA of Triticum dicoccoides, 2187 nucleotides long. Its product is annotated as 3-oxoacyl-[acyl-carrier-protein] synthase II, chloroplastic-like. Gene Ontology annotation, biological process: fatty acid biosynthetic process. The record is from RefSeq and is a predicted model, not a curated record. Gene Ontology annotation, cellular component: mitochondrion. NCBI's taxonomy places the organism in Eukaryota, Viridiplantae, Streptophyta, Magnoliopsida, Poales, Poaceae. Gene Ontology annotation, molecular function: 3-oxoacyl-[acyl-carrier-protein] synthase activity. The transcript has 13 exons. Bases 369 to 1838 code for a protein of 489 amino acids.